Molecule: messenger RNA, 3171 nt
Organism: Salvelinus sp. IW2-2015
Lineage: Eukaryota; Metazoa; Chordata; Actinopteri; Salmoniformes; Salmonidae
Gene: lrrtm2
Product: leucine rich repeat transmembrane neuronal 2
Cellular component (GO): plasma membrane
Molecular function (GO): protein binding
Source: RefSeq, a predicted model, not a curated record
GUGAGCGAGCAAGCGAGAGAGAGAGAAACAGCACUGAUGAUCGACGCCAGGCUGCCACCACUCUGUAGUGGUGAGUGGCUGCAACAAAAGCACAGAAUAACAUCCCUGGCUUUCCGCUCGUCUUUUCUCUCUGCCACUGGCUGCCUGCGUCGUUAGCCGGCUGCUCGGAACGCCCAGAGCCUAUAGGAGAAGAGCAGCACGCUCAUCGCUGCAGUAGGCUGUGUUGCCACCACGGACCGACUAACCCAACGGCUCUCUCCCUGCCAUCAACAAGUUAAGGACUGGACGGUUAAGGGAAGGAGAGGACCCACCCCCAACCAAGAGGGGCACCAUUUGAUCCUCAAUUAACCAAUUGAGCUGACAUCAUUGCAGUGGAAAGACGAAAGAGAACGAAGGGAACAAAACCAAAAAAAAGGAGGGGGGGGGGUGGAACAGCAGCGAGAAGCUGCAUUCCGAGCCAGGGCGCUUUGGACGCAAAUCACCAACAACAACAAAAAAACUAUUGAUAAAAUAAAAAUGCACCUUUUUUUGAUAAUGUGGGAUUAAAACUACAUAAGGAAAGAGGACAAAUAGAAACCCGACAACAUCGACAUGGGAUUUGUGAUUUUGUUUCAAUUGGGAGGGCUCCAGAGCAUCGCUGCCACUUUCUUAUUUCAGGAAGAGAAGGUUCCUUUUGUGAUUUCUACUCAAAAGGGCUUUUCUUUCCUCGCUUUGGAUUUGUGUUCCUUCUGGCUGCUUCGGGAGUCCGCUGUAGAAAAGGACAGUUGAAUGCAGCCUCCGACGUGCACAAAAGAAUGGGUUUCCAUUCAAGGUGGCCAUUGGUGGGACCUGCACCAACGGCAUUGUGCCUGUGUGUGAUCAGCAUGCUGCUGUGCCUGCUGUCUCCUGCGUCAUGCACAACCUGCCCCCAGAAAUGCCGCUGCGAGGACCAGCAGUUCUACUGCGACACRCAGGGGCUGGAGGCGCCCCCGGAUGGCGUUGACCGGGGGGCUCUGGGGUUGUCGCUCCGCCACAACAGCAUCGCUGAACUGAGCCCGGACCAGUUCUAUGGCUUCUCCCAGCUCACCUGGCUCCACCUGGACCACAACCAGGUCACCACGGUGCAGGAGGACGCCUUCCAGGGGCUCUACAAACUCAAAGACCUCAACCUGAGCUCCAACCGGAUCACAAKGCUGCCAAACACAACCUUCAUKCACCUCAUCAACCUACAGAUCRUYGARCUGUCCUUCAACCUGAUGACUGCGCUGGAGCCUGAGCUGUUCCAUGGCCUCCGCAAGCUMCAGAUCCUCCACCUGCGCUCCAACUCGCUGCGCACCACCCCCGUCCGGGCCUUCUGGGACUGCCGCAGCCURGAGUACCUGGGUCUGUCCAACAACCGGCUGCGGAGCCUGGCCCGGAACGGCUUCGCUGGCCUCAUUAAACUCAGAGAACUCCACUUGGAACACAACCAGCUGACUAAGAUCAACCUGGCUCACUUCCCCCGCCUGGUGGCUUUGCAGUUCCUUUACCUGCAGUGGAACAAGAUCUCCAACCUGACCUGCYYRAUGGAGUGGACCUGGACCACGCUGGAGAAGKUGGACKUSACGGGGAACGAGAUCCYGGUGCUGACCCCGGACGUGUUUGAGACGCUGCCCAACCUGAAGAUCCUCCUAUUGGAUAACAACAAGCUAGGCAGCKUGGACCCUCUGGUCUUGGAUAUGUGGCGGUCUCUAGGUACCGUGGGGRUGUCCAGCAACCUUUGGGAWUGUACCAAASGMAUCUGRUCCCUGGCCACUUGGCURAGCACCUUCAAGGGGAGGUGGGAACACUCCAUCCUGUGUCACACCCCCGAGUACGCCCAGGGCGAGGAGAUACUGGACGCCGUUUAUGGAUUCCAACUUUGCCCGAAUUUUACGGCGCCGCCACCGGUCGUCUUGACCACAAACACAUUGUCGAUGGCCACGGACGUGUCGACAGGCACAACUGUGGAGGUCACCAGCUCGCUGUUUGGAAUAAUGCAGCAGACACCCACGCAGGACUUCUAUGUGGAUUUUGGCCGCUUUACGACCAUAAUGACAACGACCACCACGCAGCGCACCGCCCUGGCAACCGCCCUGGCAACCUCCGCCACGACAGCGGAGGGCGGAGAGCUGGGAGUCACGGAGGACUUCUCGGAGACGGACAACACGGUCCUAACCCAGAGGGUGAUCAUUGGAACUAUGGUCCUUCUGUUUACCUUCUUCCUCAUCAUUUUCGUUGUGUUCAUCUCACGGAAGUGCUGCCCUCCUACCAUGCGCAGGAUACGCCAGUGCACGGCCAUGCAGAACCGCCGCCAGAUGAGGACCCAGCAGCGGCAGCAAAUGGCGGACCUGGCCACGCAGGUACCCUAUAACGAGUACGAGCCCAGCCACGAGGAGGGAGCGUUGGUUAUCAUCAAUGGUUACGGGCAGUGCAAGUGUCAACAGCUGCCUUACAAAGAGUGUGAAGUGUGAACUAUAUAUUCCUGCUGCAGCAGCAUAUGGGCUGUUCACCAUUCUGACCAUUUCAAACAAUACAGGGUUUGUUUUUUGCUCCCCCCCCCCCCAGUUUAUACAACAAAAAAAGCAAACUUUCUACUCGCUAGCUCUGAGAAAUCAAUGCGAUAAGUACAUUGAGUGGGAGAGUUGAUGACUGGUGGGUGGAACGGACAGUGAAGAGACUGAUGAUGAGGAUGCAGUAGGAAUAGUCACAUUUAUUUUUAUAUGAAUGCAAGAUUGUUCAUAUCAAGCUGUGGGCAAUCGGUCUCCACAGGAAAGAGAGAAGAAAAAAAACGGUAGACAGGUUUGUCACCACAUUACUAUCAGUCACUAUGUUCCACAGCACAGAGGAGAUGAAAUCUUUAGCCAAGAUGUCUGGAGACUAAUCCCUCUUACUACGAGACGGUAAGGCUACAGAUACAUGGUCUAUAUCAUUUCCAAGGGGAAUCAGUGUGGGACAUUUGAUUAUGACGACAGAUAAGAUGCACGGUAGCCACAGUCUGUCACCAUCACAAUCACUUGUUGGUACAGUAGUGAGUAUAUAAAAGGGGUUGGUUAUUAAAUUAAAAGCUUUUUUUAUUCACAUUUGUUCAUUUUUUUUGGUAAAUUACUAUGAAUAUUGAAUAAAUGUUUAUUUAUGUCACAAUCUGAAUUAAAUCUCCAACAGAAAAUGGAA